AUGGGCAUGCCGGGCCUGCUCGGGCCAGACUUUUUCAAAUAUAGGGUGAUGCUCGUCGCCGGUGCAUCAGAGAGGGACGCCGCCGCGUCGUGGUUGGAGUCGGCGACCGACAAAGUGGCUAAGAGCAAGAACGCGAGCUACUACUACUUGCUUCAUUACCUGCUGCCGUGCCUAGCGGAGCUCAACAAAGAGCAGCAAGCUGAGAAGGAGGUGGAGGCCAACAUAAAAGGGGUUUCAUUGUCCAAGCUGAGCGUACAACCGGCAGCCUAUAACAAAGAGGAGAGGGUGACCUGGUUAGAAACCGACAGCGAAUAA
Molecule: messenger RNA, 315 nt
Organism: Miscanthus lutarioriparius
Lineage: Eukaryota; Viridiplantae; Streptophyta; Magnoliopsida; Poales; Poaceae
Source: the annotation of a GenBank genome assembly